This is a messenger RNA of Prionailurus viverrinus (fishing cat), 2584 nucleotides long. RefSeq names its product centrosomal protein 76 (gene CEP76). Bases 394 to 2316 code for a protein of 640 amino acids. Lineage: Eukaryota; Metazoa; Chordata; Mammalia; Carnivora; Felidae. The record is from RefSeq and is a predicted model, not a curated record. The transcript has 12 exons.
CCGGGGACACGAGCGCAGGCUCUGGGGCGCAGAGCACGGCUGGGCCGUCUCCGGGUGUCCAGCCGGGGCCGCUCUCUAGCCUCGCUGAAAGACAACAAUGCCGGCAAGUGCUAGUGAGAGUUUGAGGUGACGGAACGUGGGAGAGUGAUAGCACAGCUGUGAGAACGAAGCAUUCAUCCCGCGGUUUCUGGAGAUCAGAUCGAGUACAAGUUGUGUUUGGAGCAGGUGUAUAUUCAGAGGUCUGGAAUUGGAAUUACUUUAAGGGUGAAACUUGUGUCUUUCAAGUUGAACCAAAUCAGCAAUUCUUAAAGAAGUCAUGAAAGGGAAGUUACUGAAGGACUUGCAACGAAAAGCGUUUGUGAUGUUUCGAAGCUCAAGGAGAACAUUGUUGAGAUGGAUGUCCAUGGCAGAAUAAGAGAAAUCCUUGCUGAGACAAUACGGGAAGAAUUGGCACCUGAUCAACAACAGUUAUCAACUGAAGAUUUGAUCAAAGCCCUUAGACGUCGGGGAAUCAUUGAUGAUGUGAUGAAAGAACUUAAUUUUGUUACUGACAGUGUUGAUCAAGAACUCCCUUCCUCUCCAAAACAACCUGUUUGUUUCACUGAUAGACAAUCAACCUUGUUAAAAAAAACUAAUAUUGAUCCAACACGGAGGUAUCUUUACCUUCAGGUUUUGGGUGGAAAAGCUUUCUUGGAACAUCUACAAGAACCUGAGCCUUUACCGGGACAAGUUUGUUCAACCUUUACUUUAUGUUUACAUUUUCGAAACCAACGUUUUCGUUCUAAACCUGUUCCGUGUGCCUGUGAACCAGAUUUUCAUGAUGGCUUUUUACUUGAAGUACACAGAGAAAGCUUGGGUGAUGGAACUAGAAUGGCUGAUUCAACAACAAUGUUAUCAAUAAGCGAUCCAGUUCAUAUGGUGCUAAUCAAAACAGACAUAUUUGGUGAGACUACUUUAGUAGCAUCCUAUUUUCUUGAAUGGCGAUCAGUUUUGGGCUCAGAAAAUGGAGUGACCAGUCUUACUGUGGAACUUAUGGGUGUAGGCACAGAAUCAAAAGUUUCUGUGGGAAUUUUAAAUAUAAAACUUGAGAUGUACCCACCACUCAAUCAAACAUUAUCUCAAGAAGUAGUGAACACACAGCUUGCUUUGGAACGUCAGAAAACUGCAGAGAAAGAACGAUUAUUUCUUGUAUAUGCUAAGCAGUGGUGGAGAGAAUAUUUGCAGAUUCGACCCUCACACAACUCCCGGCUGGUUAAGAUUUUUGCACAGGAUGAAAAUGGGAUAAAUAGACCAGUCUGUUCCUAUAUUAAACCACUUCGAGCUGGGAGGCUUUUGGAUACUCCAAGGCAAGCAGCAAGAUUUGUUAAUGUCCUUGGUUAUGAAAGAGCCCCGGUUAUUGGAGGAGGAGGUAAACAGGAACAGUGGUGCACUCUGCUGGCCUUUCUCUGUAGAAACAAGGGUGACUGUGAAGAUCAUGCUAAUCUUCUGUGCAGCCUUCUUCUUGGAUAUGGAUUAGAAGCCUUUGUGUGUGUUGGGACUAAGGCAAAAGGAAUACCUCAUGCAUGGGUUAUGACCUGUGGAACUGAUGGAACUGUCACUUUUUGGGAGAGUUUAACGGGACACAGGUAUAUCCACAAACCUGUCAAUCCUGAUGAAUCUCCAGUUGCUGAACAGCCCAAGCCAUUGUACCCAUAUCGAACAAUUGGUUGUGUUUUCAAUCAUCAGAUGUUCCUGGGAAAUUGUCAGCCCUCUGACUCAGUAGAAAUAUGUGUGUUUGAUUUGAAUGAUGAAUCCAAAUGGAAACCCAUGAGUGAAGAAGCAAUCAAAUCUGUGUGUGCCCCAGGAGCUACAACAUCCCUUCCUCCCUUUCCCCCUCUAUGUGCAUCUACAAUUGAUGCUUCAAUAACAAGUAAUGAAAUAGAAAUGCAGCUAAGGCUACUAGUGUCAGAACACAGAAAGGAUCUUGGUCUCACCACUGUUUGGGAAGACCAGCUUUCCUAUCUCUUAUCACCAGCUUUGGCUUCUUAUGAAUUUGAGCGUACAACAAGUAUAUCUGCAGGCAAUGAAGAAUUUCAAGAUGCCAUAAGGAGGGCUGUACCUGAUGGUCACACAUUUAAAGGGUUCCCAAUACAUUUUGUAUAUAGAAAUGCAAGGCGUGCAUUUGCCACAUGUCUUCGAUCUCCUUUCUGUGAAGAAAUAAUCUGUUGCCGUGGAGACCAGGUGCGACUGGCAGUUCGUGUUCGAGUGUUUACUUACCCUGAAUCUGCAUGUGCUGUUUGGAUCAUGUUUGCUUGUAAAUAUCGCUCAGUAUUAUAGGACUAACAUUUCUGUAAGAAUAUACCUGUGUUUUAUUGGAAUUUUACACAUUGUACAUUACUAGCUGUUUAGAGGUUCAUUAUUUUAAAAAUCACAUUCUGGCUUGGAUGUCAUAUUUUACUAUUGUAUAUACCUGACUGAAAAUGUUUCAAAAAAAUCAUGUAUGUAUUUAAAAAUUAAGAAUGAAAAACUUGUAUAAAUCUGAGUGGAAUUUAGUAUAAAUUAAGUGUUUAUUUUAUUUUAAUAAAUGCUACUUUGUUUACAGGUA